AUGAGAUCCUCUUUCCUCACUCUGGUGGCCCUCACAGGCCACCACACCCUGACCCACGCCGCCGACAUCUCCAACCUCGCCUCCACCCUCCAAACCCUCUCCACCAGCAUCUUCCCCCCCCUCCAAUCAAUCGCCACCUCCGUCUGGUCGCACCCCGAGAUCGGCCUCGACGAACACUACGCUCACGACCUCGUCAUCGACUAUUUCACCAACACCCUGCCCAAUGUCUGGGAUACCAUUACCCCGCAAGCGUUUGGGCUUGAUACGGCCUGGAGGUUGGAGUUUUCCACGCCCUCGUCUACCUCUUCGGGGGAUGGCGACCUCCCGGUGAUAGGGUUCCUAGCCGAGUAUGAUGCUCUGGUUGGCAUCGGCCACGCCUGUGGUCACAACCAGAUCCUUCUCACAGCCCUGACCGCCGCCAGCCUAACCCGCCAGGCGCUGCUAGACUUGGGCAUCCCGGGUCGCGUGGUAGUUCUCGGCACACCAGACGAGGAGAACGCCGCAGGCAAGUGUCUGUUGCGCAGCCAGUCCGGGGGCGCGGCGUAUGAAGGCGUGGAUGUGUGGAUGAUGGCGCAUCCGACGAAUGCGAAUGCGGUGCAGCCGAUGAAUGCGCGGGUGAAUGCGAUUACCGAUUUUCGGGGGGCGAGUCAUGAAGAGGCGGUUCGGAGGGCGUAUGGGGCGAUGGUGGCUGUGAGGGAUUUGGUUACCCAGGGUGGAUUGCCGGGGACGUCGUCGUCGGUGGUGGCUGUUGAGGAGGUGGGGAUGUUUGAGUGUAAUAUCGUGCAGGGGCAGAUCUCGCUGGGGAUUCGAGGGGUGGAGUUGGAUGUGGUGAAGCAGACGGUGGACGGGCUUUUGGGGGGUGAUGAUGGGACGUACCCUGGGGUGUCGUUCACGGCGGUCGCGGAUAAGGAUGGUAAGGGAGUGAAUGUCACGGCGUUGGGGCCGGGCGGGCACGCGUCGGAGAGUACGAAGGGCCCAUUGGUGUUGACGGUUGAGACGUUCCGGGCGUUGAGCGGGCAGGAUGGCGUGGAGUUUUAUUUGCCGGGGAAUACUACGCUGGCAGAGCUCGGGGUGGUGUUUGAUAUACGCUCGCGGUAUACUCAGGACCUGGAUCUUGUGCUGGAGACUGUCGAGGCCGCCAUCAAGGGCUCAUCAGGAGGUGAUAGUGCCGACAUCACCAUCACAACCGACACGGUCUACCCCGCCCUCGAAGUCACCCCGUUUCUCCCAGAUCUCUUCACCUCGCUGCUCGCAACCCCGGAGUACGGCUCGCAGACCGACUUCCCCAUCUCGACCUUUGCCCCGGCCUCCACCGACGCCGGGUGUGUCCAGCAGGCCGUCGUUGACCCGGACUCGCGUAAGCUCGUCGGGUCCGAGAAGGUCGUGUUCCACCCCAACUAUAACAUCUGCGAUGCGGCCAACAGCGGCGGAAAGUGCGCGUUCAACCAUGAGCCCGGGUUUGCCACGGCGGCCGGCACGGACUAUGCGUACCAGCGGACCGAGGUGAUUGCGAGGGCAUUGGCGGAUGUGGCCGUCAGGUUGUUGAAUGACCCGGCCGUGAUGGCCAAUGCAACGGCAAUUUUGGCGUAA
Molecule: messenger RNA, 1590 nt
Organism: Dichotomopilus funicola
Lineage: Eukaryota; Fungi; Ascomycota; Sordariomycetes; Sordariales; Chaetomiaceae
Exons: 1
Coding region: 1-1590 (529 amino acids)
Biological process (GO): folic acid catabolic process
Cellular component (GO): cytoplasm
Molecular function (GO): dipeptidase activity; para-aminobenzoyl-glutamate hydrolase activity
Source: RefSeq, a predicted model, not a curated record